This is a messenger RNA of Salvia splendens (bonfire salvia), 2327 nucleotides long. RefSeq names its product glucosidase 2 subunit beta. The record is from RefSeq and is a predicted model, not a curated record. Bases 176 to 2047 code for a protein of 623 amino acids. The transcript is spliced from 16 exons. Gene Ontology annotation, cellular component: glucosidase II complex. Gene Ontology annotation, biological process: N-glycan processing. Lineage: Eukaryota; Viridiplantae; Streptophyta; Magnoliopsida; Lamiales; Lamiaceae.
GAGUAUUGUUUAAACCCCGUGAGGGUGAGGCCGUGAUAUCUCACUGAUCGAGGGCUUAACACGAUACGGCGUCGUCGGAUGCAUCUGCAGCUUCACCAGCUUCCUAACCAAAAUCCCUAACUCUGCACUCUGAUUGCAGGUUCACCCUUGAUUAUUUGCUGCCCUAAUCAAGCCGAUGGAAACCAGAAUUCGGCCAAACCUUAUGCUGUUUGGCUGCAGCAUUAUUCUAUUACUACACGGCAUCACCAGAUCGGCGGCAUCCCUUCCCCCAAUCGACUCACUCUUCGGAGUCUCCCCUGAAGAUGCGAGUUAUUACAAGGGGUUGUCAUCAGCGAGUGCGAUUAAGUGCAAAGAUGGAUCUAAGAAAUUUAACAAAUCGCAGUUCAACGACGACUUUUGUGACUGCCCUGAUGGCACUGAUGAGCCCGGAACUUCAGCUUGCCCGAAUGGAAAAUUCUACUGCAAGAAUGCUGGACAUGCUCCUAUUGUCUUAUAUUCUUCAAGGGUCAAUGACGGUAUCUGUGAUUGCUGUGAUGGGAGUGAUGAGUAUGAUGGGAAAACUAUAUGCCCCAAUACAUGCUGGGAAGCUGGAAAAGUAGCAAGAGAAAAAUUGAAGAAAAAGAUUGCCACAUACCAGGAAGGUGUCACUAUACGCAGGAAGGAAAUUGAGAAAGCAAAACUAUCCAUAUCCAAGGAGGAAGCAGAACUAGAGAAGCUAAAAGAGGAGGAAAAGAUACUCAAUGGAUUGGUUGAAAAGCUCAAGGAGCGCAAGGAACAGAUAGAAAAGGCUGAGGAGCAAGAACGGCUUCAGAAAGAAAAGGAAGAGAAGGAAAGAAAGGAAGCCCAAGCUACCAAAGAUGACGAUACGAAAGCUGAAGAUACAGAGCCUAAACCGAAGGACAUCCAUGAUGAUAUUGGGCUAGUAGAUCAACCUCCUCAGGACUCUGCGGAAGACAAUCAUGGAUCUUACACUGAACCUGAACUUGGUGACCAUUCAAUUGAGGACAAACUUUCUAAUGAUGGAGCAGGGGAACAAGAUGGCUCUAUCCAGAAUACUGAACAGCUAGUUGAAGACUCCACUUCUGAUGGCAAGGAUGGUCUUGAUAGUGGAAAUCAGGUGGAAAAUGUAGCUGAAAACACUGAAUCACUAUCAAAAGAAGAGUUGGGCCGCCUAGUUGCAUCUCGAUGGACGGGGGGAAAAAACGAGCAACAUAAGGAGGAGAUUGAAACCUCUCAAAAUCAGGAUCACCAAUAUCCAAAUGAGACGCCAAAUGAAUCCAAUUAUGAGGAUGAUGCUGGUUACGCCUCGGAGGAGGAUGAGCAUAAUAGAUAUGAUGAUGAUGAUGAUGACAGUGAAGAUCAAGUUGAUGACUUUGAUGGAGCGAAUCAGUAUGAUUCUAGUUCUUCACAGAGACUUGAGUCUGAUGAUGAAUUAGACUUUUCAGAUAUAACUGGCACAAGUAGCUCAUCAUGGCUGGACAAGAUACAACAAAGAGUGAAGAGCAUCUUUCAGGCUGUCAAUAUUUUCCAGAAACCUGUUAAUGUAUCUGAGGCUGCGCAGGUGCGUAAAGAAUAUGAUGAAUCCAGUUCCAAAUUAUCAAAAAUACAGUCAAGGAUAUCGCAUCUGAAGCAGAAACUAAUAGAAGAUUUUGGGCCAGAGAAGGAAUUUUAUUCAUUCUAUGGUAAAUGCUUUGAAAGCAAGCAGAACAAGUAUGUUUACAAAGUUUGCCCAUUCAAACAAGCUACCCAGGAGGAGGGAUACAGCACAACUCGUUUAGGGAGCUGGGAGAAAUUUGAGGAAUCUUACAGGGUAAUGCAGUUUAUGAAUGGAGAUAAGUGCUGGAAUGGCCCAGAUAGAAGCUUAAAGGUGCGGUUAAGGUGUGGUUUGAAAAAUGAACUCACGGAUGUUGAUGAACCAAGCCGUUGCGAAUACCUUGCAUUCUUAGCCACUCCUGCUCUGUGUAUUGAAGAUAAACUCAAGGAACUGCAAGAGAAAAUGGAGUCGCUCAAUAAAGAUCAACCAAUGGGAAUACACGACGAGCUGUGAGCAGGAAGAGAGGUUCUAAACCACUCUUAAUGCAAGGAUCCAUUUCAUGAUUUUGAAGAAGAUAGAGGGUGUAGACUAGUAACUCUGAAAUGAAGCACAAAUAUGGAGUACUAAUAUUUUAUUUAUAUUUUAGCUUGUGGGGUCCUCUUCAUGAUACACGCACGUGCACACACAUUGAAUAAGAAUAUUUGAAAGUCUUACACAUGCAUGUAAAGGUAUAGAAUAUUUGAUAGCUGAUCAAUAUAGUUCCUCCUCCUACAAAAAAUAGUCUAUUUUUUCA